UUCAUAACUGAAAUGGGUCAAAACUGCGAUACUGUCGAUGAAUUUGAUGCCAAGUUGAAGGAAAAUGCUUCCCAUGAAAAAGAGCUCAGAGGUGACAAAUGGGUCAUAAUUGAAAUGGGUCAAAACUGCGAUGCCGUCGAUGGAUUGCUGUAUCAGGAAGAGGGUGCAGAGGAAGAGCUUGAGAUCGAGCUAAAUGAGGAUGUACCGGCUUUUCUGAACGGCCAGAGUAGGUAUUCAGUGGAUAUGUCACCUGUGAAAAUCUUUAAGAAUCCAGAAGGGUCAUUGAGUCGGGCAGCUGCACUACAGUCUGCUCUCAUUAAGGAGCGUAUGGAAGUACGGGAGCAGCAGCAACGAACUAUGCUGGAUUCCAUUCCCAAGGAUCUCAAUCGUCCAUGGGAAGAUCCAAUGCCAGAGACGGGUGAGAGGCAUCUUGCACAAGAGCUUAGGGGUGUUGGUUUGUCAGCCUAUGACAUGCCCGAGUGGAAGAAGGAUGCUUUUGGGAAAACGAUCAGUUUUGGGCAGAGGUCAAAGCUUUCAAUUCAGGAACAAAGGCAGAAAUAUUUGAUAACACAUUCAUAACACUCUCAUCACAUUUCCUGAUCAGGAAGACAUGUUGAUUGUAAAGGAUGAAAUAUUUGGUCCUGUUGUGGGGCUCAUGAGUUCAAGACUAGCAGCAGGUGUUGUCACAAAGGACUUGAAUGUGGCCAACACUGCUUCGAGAUCAAUCCGUGCCGGCACCAUAUGUAUCAAUUGCCACUUUGCUUUGAGGUCCUCCACAAGUAUCUCCAAGUGAAAUCUGUUAUAACUCCUAUAUAUAACUCUCCUUAGCUCUGAGCUAAUACAUCAAUGGACAGCGAAGGUCAUUUUAUCCUUGUUCCUUUCAUUUUUCCCCUCUGUUUGUUCAUAUAUGGAAAAAAAAUGCACGUUCUGGUGUGCUGAAUGCUUAAAUGUUAUAGUGAAUAAUGGUAAACUUUGAUUUUGCUUUGUAUAUUUGUCUGGUACUAAGCUUGUAUACUAUGCAAAACUGCUUACAUGGCUGCACUAAAGAUUGUUGAAUAUGCAAUAAAACUUUUA
Messenger RNA from Morus notabilis, 1074 nucleotides. RefSeq names its product probable pre-mRNA-splicing factor ATP-dependent RNA helicase DEAH5. The transcript has 2 exons. Bases 13 to 579 code for a protein of 188 amino acids. The record is from RefSeq and is a predicted model, not a curated record. NCBI's taxonomy places the organism in Eukaryota, Viridiplantae, Streptophyta, Magnoliopsida, Rosales, Moraceae.